Schizophyllum commune H4-8 is the source of this 669-nucleotide messenger RNA. RefSeq lists its product as uncharacterized. NCBI's taxonomy places the organism in Eukaryota, Fungi, Basidiomycota, Agaricomycetes, Agaricales, Schizophyllaceae. The transcript is spliced from 3 exons. Bases 1 to 669 code for a protein of 222 amino acids. The record is from RefSeq and is a predicted model, not a curated record.
AUGUCCUCCGUUCCAUCCACGAACGAAAUACCUGAGACUCGGUGUAACGUCUGCGAUGCAGCCACGAACAUGCGCUGCUCCCGCUGCUCAUCGGUUCACUAUUGCAGCAGGGAGCAUUCAGUGCAGGACUGGAAGAAGCAUAAGCCCAAUUGUGUGACUCCUCGGGUCGCCUCGAAGGCCAAGACAUCGUCCAGCAAGCCAUCGUUCACCGCGACGCCGUCUCAGCCCUCAAAGGGUUCCUUUCAGGCUAUAAUGUUGGCCGCGAACGAAGACACGCCGCGCAUGAUUACUAUGGAGUAUAAGUGGACCGACGAUUUCGACGGUCGCAAUCGUCCUAUCAAAGUCCAAACUCUCCAACAAAGACACCAUUUCGCCAAGUUCGCACAUCCGAAGGAGUAUUUCGUCAAGAACGUGGGGAUCAAAGGAGCCAAACUUCCAAGCGAUAGAUGCCUAGUCAUCCUCUACAACGACCUGAUCCUCAGCGACGGUGACACGCCCGUCAACCGGUGCGUCAAGAGUCUGACCAACGGCAAGGCGCCGCACGCGUGGGCGGACAACCUCAUUGUGCUCCGCCAGCGGCCGAUGGACCGGUAUUGGUACUACGCAAGUGCGAAUCUCGAGGAGGAUAUCGGCGUACUCCGACGUUUCUUUGAGGAAUACUGGGCUUAA